UUCAAAGCACCCAAGCCUGUCUCUCAGAAUUUAUACUCAGGAAAGGAGGAACGCAAGACCUUGUCUUUAUGAUGAAUGCUUUAGCCUUGAUACAAGUUGGCCUCAUUCUGUUGUGCACAACCACCAUCUCCAGUCUUCAGUGCAACCACCAUCCUUUGCAGCAAAGAAAAGUGAUUGAGAACAGCCUGCAACUUUUGGACAAAAUGGGUGAAAAGUUUCCUCAACAAUGUCUAAGAGAGAAAAUGUCCUUCAGAUUUCCUAAGCAGGUUCUAAAGCCCCGACAGAAAGAGACUGUCAAAGUGGCCAUUGAAGAGAUCUUCCAACACAUCUUCUACAUCUUUAGCAAAAAUCGGACUCUAGCUGCUUGGGACGGGACAGCUUUAGAACAAUUCCAAAAUGGACUUUAUCAGCAAAUUGAGCAAUUGGAGGCAUGUGUAAUCAAGAAGAAGACCCUCUACUUUCAGAGUAAAGCCAACAGGUUGAAACUGAAAAAGUACUUCAAAAAAAUAGACUGUUUUCUUAAAGACAAACAGCACAACCUGUGCUCCUGGGAGAUCGGCCGUGCAGAAAUGAGGAGAUGUCUUCAAUUGAUUGAUAAAGUCAUAAGGAAGCUUAGCAAUUAA
This is a messenger RNA of Colius striatus (speckled mousebird), 623 nucleotides long. Its product is annotated as interferon epsilon. Lineage: Eukaryota; Metazoa; Chordata; Aves; Coliiformes; Coliidae. The coding region runs from base 69 to 623 and encodes 184 amino acids. Gene Ontology annotation, cellular component: extracellular region. The transcript has a single exon. Gene Ontology annotation, molecular function: type I interferon receptor binding; cytokine activity. Gene Ontology annotation, biological process: B cell differentiation; response to exogenous dsRNA; T cell activation involved in immune response. The record is from RefSeq and is a predicted model, not a curated record.